This is a messenger RNA of Opisthorchis viverrini, 3926 nucleotides long. RefSeq lists its product as hypothetical. Gene Ontology annotation, cellular component: chromosome; nucleolus. The transcript is spliced from 11 exons. Gene Ontology annotation, biological process: DNA replication; chromosome segregation; DNA topological change. Gene Ontology annotation, molecular function: DNA topoisomerase type I (single strand cut, ATP-independent) activity; DNA binding. NCBI's taxonomy places the organism in Eukaryota, Metazoa, Platyhelminthes, Trematoda, Opisthorchiida, Opisthorchiidae. The coding region runs from base 76 to 3204 and encodes 1042 amino acids. The record is from RefSeq and is a predicted model, not a curated record.
GACGACCAGAUAAGCCAACUAGCUAACUCUCCUGACCCGUUUGUCUGCGCCAGCUGCCUCUACGUCAAGGGUGCGAUGCAUACCGCAGCGAAGAGGAGAGUCCCCCAAAACGGUACCCAAUCCCCAGUGCAGAUUCAGAAAGACCACUGUCAGUGUUCCGCUUUAAUCGGAAUACUCUACGCGAAAUUGGAUCGUAUUUCAAAGGCACUGGAGGACUCAGGUGCUAAGAAUGCAGCGACUUGGACGAAAGUUGACAAGGAACUUUCUUCGCUGAACCAAUACCUCGCGAUAUCCAUACCGGGACCCAUGGCUGCGAAGAAAGUCAUACAACUUUCUGACGCGGCUAUAAAAACCACCACAGAGUUUCUGGUGGACAGGCUCCCCAGGGGAACCGGACUGAUAAUCUGGGGGUCAUUCUCCGGAAAAAUCACGCUAGCGAAGCUGGCACAGUCGAUCCUUAGUAAUGUCCCCACCAAGCCUGAUAAAUCGAGCCACGCAGAACGGCUAGGCCAGAAGGGAACCGACUCCAAACUCAUGACCAAGCCGAUUGUAGUCAUAUCUCCCUGUGCUCCCGAAAGCAGGCCGACGAAACCAGCUGCGUCUCCGGACAGCAGUUUUUAUUCGAUCACCACAGGCCUCUCGCCUACCAAAGGCAGGGACGCCCUGGAGGAGACAAACCCCAACUGCAAGCAGCGCCCAAACUACGUGGAGCUAUUACCGCUUAUCUCCGUAUCAGAGGACACAGCUGCAGCCGUGCACUCCUCAACAAAGUCACAGCCUCUGAACUGGACUGAGUCAGAUGUGCGGGGACAAGAAGCGAAGCAAAUCUCCAGCUCCACUCCAUCAAAAGCGGCUUCUCUGUUUGUGGACACAACCAUCGCCCAGGGCCCCGACAACCAAAGCCAUACACGUGACCACAGCCAUCCGGAAAAUUCCUCGUACAUCCAGUCGGCUACACUGAUCGCUGGCGGAUCGGGUGUCCACACAAACACGAAAGAGCGACUGCAGCCAAACAAGCCACAUAAAACUCGCCAGAUUAGAAGACUGCUGGCCGGCCUCAAGAUCGGUAUGACGGGUGUCCUCAAUAAUAUCUCAAACGUCGGAAACGGCACACCACAUGCAUCCAUCAAAACCGACUCAGAUGACGAUAUUCCUCUGACAGAUAAACUGAAGAGAAGCAGAGCUCACUUGUCCUCCAGUGAUGAGGACGAUGAUAUACCUCUCGCGACGAAGCUUAUGCGGAUAUCCAAAAAACCGAAACUGGAGUCCCCUGAUCGCUUUCGUAAUUCCGAAACGCGUUCACAUGGUGACCAUAAAAAGGCGAAGGAUGUCAAAAUCGAAAAGCCCAAAAUCAAGAAAGAACAAGAGACACCGACUAAGUCUAGUGGCACACCCAACAAGAACAACAAAUCAGACAAACCAGAAGAAGAGGUCUGGCGGUGGUGGGAAGAGGACAAGAAAGAUAAUGGAGUAAAGUGGACCUUCCUUGAACACAAAGGACCCAUUUUCGCUCCACCUUAUGAACGGUUGCCAGAUAAUGUACGCUUUUACUAUGACGGACAACCAGUUCGACUAUCGGAUGCAGCUGAGGAAGUGGCAGGAUUUUACGCCCGGAUGCUUGAUCAUGAUUACACCACCAAAGAAGUGUUCAACAAAAAUUUUUUCAAAGAUUGGUUAAAAGUUAUGAACGACGAUGAGCGCCGAAUUAUCAAGUCUCUGAGCAAAUGUGAUUUUAGGGAAAUGCACGCACAUUUUUUGAAGCUAGCAGAGGAACGAAAAAAUCGGACAAAGGAGGAGAAGCAAAAAUUAAAAGAGGAAAACCUAGCUCUGCUAAAUGAGUAUGGAUACUGCACGCUUGAUGGACACAGACAACGAAUUGGUAAUUUCCGCAUCGAACCACCUGGGCUCUUUCGUGGGCGCGGAAACCAUCCAAAAAUGGGCAUGCUCAAAAAACGUGUCUUACCUGAACACGUUAUUAUCAACUGCUCCAAAAACUCAAAAAUACCCGUCCCCCCUAAAGGGCAUCGGUGGAAAGAAGUACGGCACGAUAAUACUGUUACUUGGCUCGCUUGUUGGACUGAAAACGUUCAGAAUAACUUUAAAUACGUUAUGCUCAAUCCAUCUUCACGUUUGAAGGGUGAGAAAGAUUGGAAAAAGUACGAAACGGCUCGUGGAUUGCACAAGAUUAUCGAUCGCAUCCGAGCAGACUAUCGCGCUGACUUUAAGCACAAAGAAAUGAGAAUCCGACAACGUGCUGUUGCCCUUUACUUCAUUGACAGGCUCGCUCUUCGUGCUGGCAAUGAAAAAGAUGAGGACGAAGCAGAUACUGUGGGUUGUUGCUCACUUCGAUACGAACACAUCAAACUGCACGAAGAACUUGAUGGCAAGCAAUAUGUCGUGGAGUUCGACUUUUUGGGUAAGGAUUCAAUCCGCUACCAGAAUUCUGUCGCCGUCCCCAAACGUGUAUUCAAAAAUGUGAGGCUAUUCCUUCAGAAUAAGAAGGAAAAUGACGACCUUUUUGACCGACUUAAUACUACUGUUCUCAACCAGUAUCUUCGUGAGCUUAUGGAGGGCCUUACUGCCAAGGUCUUCCGUACGUACAAUGCCAGCCGAACAUUAGAAGAACAGCUGGAAUUGCUGACCGAUCCAAACGACAGUCCACAAGAAAAGCUUCUCGCCUACAAUCGAGCUAAUCGUGCUGUUGCUGUACUGUGUAACCAUCAGCGGGCGGUUCCGAAAUCCUUUGCCAAGUCCAUGGAGAAUUUACAGAAAAAGAUCGAUGCAAAACGCGAUCAAAUCGCCGAAAUAACAAGCGAGGCAAAACAGAUCAAGGCAGAUUAUAAACGAAACAAACAAGUUGCGAAGAAGGUUGCGUAUGAGAAGUUGAAGAAACGACUCAGCGUUGCGAAAGAGCAGUUGGCCAAACUACAGCUCCAAGCCACCGACCGUGAUGAAAACAAGGAAAUCGCUCUCAGUACAAGCAAACUGAAUUAUUUGGAUCCCCGAAUCACAGUUGCUUGGUGCAAACGGUUCAAUGUGCCAAUCGAAAAGGUUUACAACAAAACCCAGCGUGAGAAGUUUCAAUGGGCCAUUGAUAUGGCUACCGCGGAAUAUAAAUUUUUGGAUAGGGACUCGGAUCGCAAUACGAAUAAACUGAAGGCGGAGGAAAGUGACGAAGGCGAAAUGAAUGAAGAUGAGGAUUGAAUGCAUUCAUUUUCGGUGUGCACAGCCCCAUUUCCCCGACCUCACCGGUCGAGUUAUUGAUUCCUUUGUUUCAUGAUAAACGUGCAUUGGAUGGUGUGCAAAUAGAAUGCAGUCGUGUAUUCUACCACUGUAUUUUGCCUUAACUUAUUCCCUUCUUGUCCCGUACUUACGCGGGCGCUGGUCUACUUAAAUGUAUUUCAAUCUUGUUGUUCAUUCAUGUUUUCAUUCUCUACCCGUUUGUUUUGACGACCCCUGUAUGGCCCCUACCUCAUGCUAGAAACUUACUUUUCCAUGUAAAUCUUCUGCCGUGUCCUCCCCUCACUUGUCCUGUGCAACCCAACCGGUUUGCAGAUCCUGUUUCACAUAUAAGCUUCGCUUCUACAGCGCUGCUCAAGCAUACCUCAUGUGUGGAUGAGUUUGUUCAUACUACUGCGCGCCGCUUCUCACACUUGGAUAGCUGUUUAAUCAACAAAAAUCCAUCACAGUGAUUCAGUUUUUUCAGGUUUCAUUUCUAACUACUCUUUCAUCGGAACGUUUGUAUAUGUUUGGACGUUUGUCCUGCUGACAGCCGACAACGCUUUGCCGGAAUGUCCGUGUACAUUUUGUCUCCAUCGAACUACUUGAUGUUUUGGUGUCUUCUAAGACUCCGCCUGUUUGCUUGUUUGAGAUGGAUGAUUUUACGCUGUAUGAUCGAUCGUGAGAAGAACAACCGUGUGGCCUGC